This is a messenger RNA of Paramisgurnus dabryanus, 3089 nucleotides long. It is a transcript of the gene ofd1, whose product is annotated as OFD1 centriole and centriolar satellite protein. Gene Ontology annotation, cellular component: centrosome; ciliary basal body. The record is from RefSeq and is a predicted model, not a curated record. Lineage: Eukaryota; Metazoa; Chordata; Actinopteri; Cypriniformes; Cobitidae. Gene Ontology annotation, molecular function: protein binding. Gene Ontology annotation, biological process: epithelial cilium movement involved in determination of left/right asymmetry.
ACGAGCGCCGCGUCAUCAACACAACCCCGGAAGUGCAACGGUUUGCUGGCAGUUAGAAAUUUAAAAGGAUUUUGACCAGAAGCCGCGAGACCUCGCGUUGCUAAGUAACGGCGCCCGUCAGUGUUUUUAUCGAUGUGAUGAGAUGUCGUCUGUGAAUGAAGAAGAGAGUUUAACUCCAAAUGAGCUGCGACAGAAACUUUAUCAAACCUUCAAGAGUCGCGGACUGCUGGACACUCUCAAGACACAGCUUCGGAAUCAGUUGAUCCAGGAGCUUCAGCAGCCUCUUCGUACACGACCCACUGUUCCUAGAUCAGCAGUACUCAGUGAUUCAGUGUUAGUUAAAGCCUGUAACAGUGUAAUGAUAGAUCAUCUACAGAGCAUUGGCUAUGAGUACACGCUGUCUGUCUUUUACCCGGAGUGUGGCAUGAGUAAACAUGAGGUGUUAUCGACCAGAGAUCUUCUUCAGCUCAUGAAAAUCAGUCCUCAUACGCCUUUAUACAAAGCUGUGAUGUCAAAUAUCCAGAAGGGACAGACAGGUUUUUUGAUGAGUCUGUUUACAGAACUCAUUGAUCAUCACAUUCAUGGAGAACACUGUGAUGCUGUCACCCAGACCUCAGAUGAACCGGCUCAUAAACAAUCUCUCGUGGAGAAGAUGCAGAUGAUCGAGGAGGAGUAUGAAGUCCUGAGAAACAGAGGAGACCGAUGGGUGUCGGUGGAGGCGAAGCUGGCAGGAUACAGGAAGGAGAUGGAGGAGCAGUCUCAGGUGGAGCUGAAAGCAAAGCUUCAGCACUUUAUGGAUGUGGAGAUCAUUAAGGUGAAGAGGGAGGAGCAAGAGAAAUCUCGAAAAGAGAUCCGGGAGCUGAGGCGAGACCUGGAGAGAACAUAUGAGCUUAAAUCUGAGGCUUUGAUGAGUCGUGAGAAAAACGCAAUCGAGCGAUUACAGAAACAUCAGGAGAUGCAGGAGAAAGAAAUGUACACACAAAGACAAAUGUUGCUGAAGGACAUUGAAUCUGUGCGUAACAGAGAGGUGGACCUUAAACAGAGAACUGAAGCGUUUGACAAGACGUGUAAGUUACACGAGGAGAAGAUGAAGACCAUGGAGGAUCUUCUGAGGAGAAGAGAAACGUCUGUGAAGAACAUGGAAGAUUCAUUUGAUCAGAAACUAAAGAGCGAGUUAAUGAAGUAUCGGCUGGAACUGAAGGAAGAUUACAUCAAGAGAACUGAGAUGCUCACAGAAAAUGAGAAACAGAAUAAAGUGGAAACGAUUCGUCUACAGAAAGAGUCCGCUGUUAUUGAAGCUAAAACCGAUGAACAUGAAAGAAAUCUGGCACAAGUCAAACAUCUGCUGGUGGAGUUGGAGACGGCUAGACAGCAGAUGUUUCUCCUGACACAGCAGAAAGAGCAACUUCACGAGAGGCUGGAGAACAUGAAUGACUAUUCAGAGCUGAAGAGACAAACGCUGGAGCAUCAGACACACAUCAGAUUACUGAAACAACAACUGGAGGAGAAUCAUGAGGAGAACCAGAGACUCAGACGAGAAGUCAAAGCUCCGUCUACAGAGCAGCUGCGGCUGCAGGAAGAGCUGCAGAGACUGCAGACGGCACGCAGACGUGAUGAAGAAGAGUUUCAGGAGCAGAAUAAAGUACUGCACACUCAGCUUCAACAUGAGGUCCAUCAGUGUACUCUAUUAAAGGCUCAGCUGGUGGAGUGUGAGGAGCGCAUCAGGUGGAUGAACACAAACGCUGAGGAGAUCAAACUUCAGCUGAAACACACACAACAAGCUCUAGAGAAUGAGAUCUUCCUCAAUCCUAAACCUUCUCUGGUAGAUCGAUCUGUUCUCACUUUGAUGCCUGACAAGCUGCUUCCUCCAGACGUUUACAUAGACAGUGCUCUCCUCAGAAGAGCUGCAGGUUCUGAUGGUGGUUUAUCUGAAACAGGAGUGACCCUCGGGGGUCAGCGGCGUUCAUCGCCUCAUGCACAGAUUCAGGAUCAGGACUCUGAACUGGUGUCUGGUGCCUUGGCCAGGAUUCGUGAGCUGGAAAUCGAAGCUGAAAGAUUAGAGGAAGCUUACACAAACCAUCGACAGAGAGCCACAGAUGAUCUUUCACUUCACCAUAAGAGAGCCAUACCUUCUCACAUCAGACCCAGAGUAACUUUCACUGGAGAUCCAUCUUCACACGAGAACUUUACGAGAACUCCUUCAGAAGAUCAAACUCCACCCAGACUCGACUCUCCUCCAGCCAGACGUUUGUCUUCCACUCCGGUCUCCACGAGCAGAAGCAGAUCAGAUGUUCAUCAGACUCCUGCAGUCACUCAAGACUGGAUGAGGAAGACCAACGCUGAAAGACCGUCAGUGAUGUUCACUGAUCUCAGUACAGACAGACAAAUCUCACCAAUCCCCGCUGGAGACACUAGUCUGUCCAGAGACCUGAUGUGUGUCAGCAGCCCCACGAUGAAGAGCACCACACGAGACAAUAACAGUCCACCUAAACUCCAGCAGAUCAUCUCUUCAUCAUCUCAAGAGUCUUCACCACAGCCUGAGAAGAUCAGCCUUUAUGAUCUCACUAACCCUGAACCAUAUGUGUCUGCAGAUCAGGAGUGUAUCCUGGAGAACCUGCAGGACAUAAACACACAGCGCUGCCUGAAGGAUGAAGUGAUGAUGUCAGCGGUACCUUCAUCAGACAGCUGUGAGGAAGAAGAGGAGAGGAGAUCACAGGAGAGAGAGGAAAAGGACCUGCUGAGAGUGUUUGAGAUUGAACACGAGGAAGAAGCAGAAGAGGAGCAGAUGACACUAACAGCUUCAGUGAUUGCAGGAGGACGAGAUGAAGAAGCUGAAGAGGAGGAGGCGUCAGGAGGAGCUGAUGUGGUCAAUCCACUGGAAAAAUACAUGAUGAUCCUCAUGCAGGGAAAACAGAGGGAGAGCCCAAAGAAAGAGUCGGAGCACGAAAGCCCUCAGGAAGUCUUGUUGUCUGAGAAUAUUGAUGACAGCAUUGAUGCAGUUUCACGUGAAGAACCAGAUGAGGAUUUCUGGUGAAGACCUCCAGAAAAUUAAACGUUUACAGUUCUUCUGUAUAUUUUUAUCAUUUUUU